This is a messenger RNA of Cynocephalus volans (Philippine flying lemur), 4376 nucleotides long. RefSeq names its product family with sequence similarity 234 member B (gene FAM234B). Gene Ontology annotation, molecular function: protein binding. Lineage: Eukaryota; Metazoa; Chordata; Mammalia; Dermoptera; Cynocephalidae. The transcript has 13 exons. The coding region runs from base 7 to 1878 and encodes 623 amino acids. The record is from RefSeq and is a predicted model, not a curated record.
UCCGCCAUGGCGACCGUGCUGUCCAGAGCGCUCAAGCUCCCGGGGAAGAAGAGCCCAGACUUAGGGGAGUAUGAUCCCCUCACCCAGGCUGACAGUGACGAAAGCGAAGAUGAUCUUGUGCUUAACUUGCAGCAGAAGAAUGGAGGUGUCAAAAAUGGGAAGAGUCCUCUGGGAGAAGCACCAGAGCCUGACUCAGAUGUGGAGGUUGCAGGGGCUGCCAAGCCACAUCUUUCAGAAGUCACUGCAGAUGGGUACCCCUCGGAAUCCCUGGGGGGCCUGGAGCAGAAGGCACCCUCUUCCCUCGUGUCAUAUGUGCGCACAUCUGUCUUUCUGCUGACUUUGGUGAUCUCAAUGAUCCUGGUGCUUCUGUGUGCUUUCCUGAUCCCCUGUCCCCCCAGAGAUCUGCACAGUACUUGGAGACGCCAUGUGGGCUCCCAGGGAGGUGGGGCCUUGUCUCCGCUGGAACUGGCUGAUGUGAAUGGAGACGGCCUGCGUGAUGUGCUUCUCUCCUUUGUGAUGUCAAGGAACGUGAGUGCAGUGGGUAUCUCAAGAUCGGCAGCUCACAUCGCAUGCCUUUCGGGGAUGAAUGGCAGCACACUGUGGUCUAGUCCCCUCCCUGAGGAGGCCCGAGAUAUCACGUGUUUGGAUCUGAUACCAGGAAGCUUGGGUGAAACUGUCUGCCUUGUGACAGGGACACACAAGAUGCUCAGUGCUUUCAAUGCAACCUCAGGGAGAGUCAUUUGGACUUUAAACCCGAGCUGCUUGUCCAACGGCACCUUGGCUGCCCCAGUCGUGGUGCUGCCAGACUUGGACGAAGAUGGCAUCCGAGACCUUGUGGUUCUGGCCAUUGGGGAACAGCAGCCAGAUCUGUGCUUCCUGCUGGUGUCUGGCCGGACGGGGAGUCCAGUGGGCCGGCCUGUGAAGUACAACGUCGUGGGAGUGGGGAAUCUGAUCGGUCCUCAGGUUUAUGUCACCACCAGUGGGGCUGUCUACAUCCUGUUUGGCUUUGGAAAUAUACAAGCGGUCGCCCUGCGGGACAUUUUUGUUCAGGCCCAAAAUCGAGACAGCUCACCACCUUCUCUGCAGAUAGAAGAGCCAGCGUGGGAGAAGCGAAGAUCUGUCAACCUGUCUGAGCUCAUUGACGUUUACAGUGACGGUGUUGAGCUACUCCAGAUGGUGAAGGCACCAGAUUCCAACUGCAGCAACCUCCUGAUUACAACCACACAAAGCCUGGUCCUGCUGCGUGGGCAGAAUCUUACACCUCAUUGGACGCUGAGCCUUCAGGGCCUGCACAGCCAGCCUACUCCUGGGUAUUUCACUGAUGACCAGACGUUAGACUUCCUUCUGCAGAUACAGGAUGGAGUUGGGGUGAAGAAGAUGAUGAUGGUAGAUGGUGACUCUGGUUCCGUCACUUGGAGCUACAGUGCUCCAUGUCACAUGAAGGAAACGCCAACCACCUCAGCUGUUACUGCAGACCAGAAGUCUGUCUUCCUCUUCUGGGCUGAAGGGCUCCCAGCUGCGUCUCCCAGUUCCGACAUCAGCCAGGGAACCGAGCCGCCCAGCCUUCACCACCUUUACCUCCUGCACCCGGCGUUCCCCUCCAUUCUCCUGGAUCUGGCCAACACCACGGGCACUGUGACGGCUUCCAAGGUUGGAAUUAACGACCUCUGGAAAGAUGCCUUUUAUGUUACCAGGACAAUAGGGCCCAGCUCCGAAGGCCACCCAGCACCCCUGGUGGUCAGCAAACUUAGUCUACGGUGGGCACUGAUGGAGGGCCAGAUGGUCCAGCUGAAAGAGACUGACCCUAAAAUUGGCCACGGGGAACUGCGAAGGUUCCUCUCUAGGAUGAAGUUUGUUGAUUCUUCCUACCAGAUCUAGUCGGGUGGAAUCUUCUGUUUCAUAAAAAGUGAACCAAAUGGAUACCUUCUCUCUCUUGUGAGUGUAAAAUCAGUUCUUUGGAGAGAGGGAAGACUUCUGCAGCCUCAUUUCACCAUCUCCGCACGAUUGUCACCAACUGCUUUGGAAGGCAUGCUGGAGUUGAAAGCAGCACGAUCCAUUCGGCUGGGGAAUCUCACCUACCUUGUCAAUUCUUGCAUUAACCCUCUCUAGGAACUCUGUGAGGAUACUUUGGAAUUAAGUGCGUUAUUUUUUUUUUUUUUGGUAUGUCUAAUUUAUAAACUCCUGCUGGGGAAUCCAGUGAAGUCUAUGACGAGGAAAAUUUUUGUUUGCAUUAUGCCACGUGUGUGCGUUUUUUAUUGUUGUCGGAAAGUUAUUUUCCAGGUGUGUCCUAAGCUUCAGGGAUCCAGUGUCUUGUCCUUCUGAAAUACAAGUGUACUUCACAAAGUUCAUGGAAAAAUAGAAUUAAAAGAUAAUAUGAAUCUUUCCAUGAACUUUUUGAAGACCCCAUGUAAAUCUCGUUUGGUCAUCUUGAGACCUCCAGAUGGCCUCCCUGUGACUCUGAGAGCCACCGUCAUCUCUCCCUACGGGUGUGUAUCUUGGCCACUUCGCAACUGUAGACAGCAGUGAGAAAGAUGGUCGUGAAGACUGAGUUAGCCACCGCAGCGUCUUCUUCUCUUCCUUAAGUAUCCUGUUUCCUCAGACUUUCCAUCUAUAUCUAUUUAGAAGAAUGACUACAUUCCUGUCACAGGGGAGCAAGAGAGGCACAGUUUCAACCACCCAUCUUUGCCCAGCCUGCGUGGAUGUUACCUGUGGUCCUGAUGGUCCUGCCAGUGUGUGCUGUCCCCAGGGGGGCUGGCGUCAGGACCGCCGAGGCUGAGGUCCUGCUUCUUUUCCUACAGGGCGCCCUCCUCACCCCUUCUUGCUUUCUUUUCUCUUGUAUUCAGGGAUAUGUUUCUGGACUUUGACUUUUGCUACCUGAGUCCAGUCUGCAACUAUAUUGCCCUGCAUCUCUCCUUCCUUUAGAGCUUUUGAAGAAAAUUCUUACGUAAAUACUAUAACUUUUGUAAAUGGUUAAGUUCUUUAGAAUUAUCUCCAGGGCGUACUCACCCUUUCUUCUGUGUAAGUUUGUUACUUCUAUUAAGUUCUCUUCUAAACUUCUGGGUCAUUGUUUAUAUAGCAGGAAAUUCCACGUUAGCUGGUGGAGAACUGCUUUUCUUCUUGAAUAUUUUUGUUAGGUCAUUCCUGAGUGCAACUCUGGUUCUCUCCUUACUUGGGCUUGUAUCUUUUUAGUAUAUGUGCUGCCGAAGCGAGCACAGGGCUUGUAUCUUUUAAGCUUGUGUUAGUAAAGGGAUUCCAGGAAAUUAUGAAUUCCAAAUUUAAAGGGAUAUCUGUUAACUUACCACUGACAGGCAUUGUGACAUAACAGGAGGUUGGUAGCAAUAGACCUAAGCAGGCAUGUUGUCUGGCCUGCAGAUUGGCCUUACCAAGUUUCUGGGUACCUCUGCCUUAAGACUCUGAAAACAAAUUUAGUUUUAACACUUUGCAAGUCAUGUGUGGGUCCAACUUGACUUAAGGGGAACAAUUAAGGUGAUACCCCAGAGUACGUGGAUGACUCCAGAUUCAUUUCUAGGGUUUGGCUCUACUUGGGUACGAGGGCCUAUGAUUGAGUUUGGUUUAGUAUAGAAUUUUGAGGACGAAUUUAUAGUCAACUGAACACCCAACACUUGGGUGGUGAUUCUGAGAACCAUAACCUGGUUCUCUGCUAUGUGGAGGCUUUCUGGGAAGUCAGCCACUAUAGGCAGGAGUAAAAUGUGAAAUUGUUUCCUGAGGACCGGUUUUGGUGAGAUUGUUUCAGGCAGAGAACUGUGUUUAUGCAGGGGGGAUUCCAGAAACAGAUAAGAGGAAGCUAGAAAAACAUAAUGUCCCUGAAUUCUUCAUGGUAUAUUUGCAAACUAACAUAGAUUCUUUUGACUAUAAGUUUGAAUCUUUCUUUCUAAACACAUUACAAGCUUUAGGUUUCUUCUUCUUGCAGCCAGUACAGAAGGGUAUAAGUGUGGCUGAAGAUUGCGGAAGCUUCAUCUGACCAAUGUGGGUGCUGGUCUCUUGUCAAAUGUAUCCCUAAACUUCCUUCUCUUUGCAGGCAGCCACCGACCCAGAUGUCCAAGACAGAAAGUGUUCUUUUCUUUCCCUAACCCAUUAUGGGGUUUCCAGCAAAGCCAAUAUGACCACUACUCGGAAAUAGUAAUGACUUUGCAAAUGCAAGGGUCUUCCUCUCCACCCAGUCUCUCCUCUUUCCUUCCUUACAAAUUCUCCCCUCUUCCCUAGACAGCAUCCUCAUCCUCCCCCAAAUGUGUGGUAUGGUGAUACUGACUAACCCUGUGAAUGUGAAUUGCUAUCCUUAUUGCCCACAUUAAAGAAGAGCCAGCUGGUAAUUGUCAGGAAGCACUAUUUAAAAUGUGAACUGUUAUCAAAACAAA